AUGUCAAAUAAAGGAAAUAAAAACCAAGAAUUUCUGGCGACAUGUAUGUGGCAAAGAAAUUUAUCUCAGGCUCGAAAUAUUAAUGUUGAUCUUAACAAUGUUCUUGAUGAUUCUUUCAAUGUAUUACUUGAUCUUUUAAAUAAUUUCAAAGUAACAAAUGACACUGAUCGUACUGGCUUGCUUUUAUCUUUAUUUGCUUGUGUCGGUCAUCUUUGUGUGGAAUCGACAGUAACAAUUACGAAUCAUAGUACAAAUUUAAAUAUCUUCUUAUUAUUAAUAGGUCCAUCAGGUUGUGGAAAAUCAAAAAUUAUUUCACCAUUAAAAAAAGCAAUGCUCAACACCGUAAAAUCAUUAGGAAUAACCAAUGAAAAGGCUGGAAUAUUUGAUGAAUUUACAACUGCUUCGCUAACGGCGAAGCUAGCUAAAUCUAAUGUAAUAAUUAUGACUGAUGAAGCAGAAAAACCAUUGCUUUCAAUGGGUUUUUACUCUCCUUUAUCAGAAACAAGUGCAGCUGAAAGAAUAUCUGGUUGUAAGUUUUUUGGAACAGUUCCAACAACAAAAGAUACGAUGAGUUAUCAUUUGGAGAUCACAUCUCAUUUAUCAUUCGUCGGCGCUACAACAGGACGAAUGUGGCAUCGUUUAAUAAAUUAUUAUGCACGAGGUCAUCAAAGUGAUGGAUUUUCAGAAAGGUCAGAAAAUUUGUUAAAGUUAAUCAUAUCAUAUAUUUUAAUAACUUAUAUGAUGUAUAAACUUUCAUACAGUACACUUUCGUAAAAAUGUUAUGUAAAAUUAUAAAUAGUUCUUUUAAUCGUUGAGAUCUCAGAUCACCAUAAAUAAUUGAAAUAUUUGCUCCUAAAAAAAAAACAAAAGGAAGUAACUGUAGCAUCAGUACCAUUAAUAUUAUUUUUGAAAGAUAAAAUACUCCAUAAGUGAGUAUUUACUAAUUCCUUCACUAUAUUUCUAUUGAUCUUUUAUUUCGUACUCAAAUAAUAAAUGAUUCAAACAACUUUUUUUCGAUAUAAAUUUUAAAGAAUGCUCAACUAUACAGAUAUUUUCAAUACAAUCAAGAAAAACUGAUAUUUAUGUUGUUAACCAAAUUGACUUUUGAUUCUAACAACUAAUUUUUACAAUUGUAUUACUUUCCGAAAAACUUACAUCAACUAUAUUGAAACUUGAAAACAUAUAAUCAAUAUUUCUCUCAAUAUAAAUGCUUAUUCGUGUUAAACUACAUGUCUACCUUAUUUACAAAAUUAUUCCUCAUUGAUAAAACAUCUCAUAGCUGCUCAUUUAAUUAAGGAUAAUAUUAUAUUAUAAUUUUUAUAGUAAUAUUAGUAAUUUAAAAUUUUUUUACAUGAAAACAUUUAAAUCUAUUUUUAAUACUCUAGUUAAAGUACAAAUGAAUUCGAUAUAUAUUUUGUAAUAAUCUGAAAUAUAGCAUAUAUUAAAUAAAAAACAUAUCUUGCGAUGCAUUUAAAAAAAGAAUUAAAAUUUAAUCUUAAAAAAAAGUCAUUGUCAAAUAUAUUAUUCUGUUUCUCAUUAGUACA
Molecule: messenger RNA, 1544 nt
Organism: Rotaria sp. Silwood1
Lineage: Eukaryota; Metazoa; Rotifera; Eurotatoria; Philodinida; Philodinidae
Source: the annotation of a GenBank genome assembly